Vitrella brassicaformis is the source of this 1541-nucleotide messenger RNA. Lineage: Eukaryota; Vitrellaceae. The record is from the annotation of a GenBank genome assembly.
GAGAGACUGCCAGGAUGUAUGUGCACGCCCGUGUUCACCCGCCCGUGCCCGUGCACCUGAGGAGAUGUCCGCCCCUGCCCCUGGACCCGCCGGCCGACUUCAUCCGGCAACAGGAGAUGGCCGUCUACAACCACGCCCACGUCCACGCCCGCAGCGUUAUGGGCAAGACGGAUCCCGGCCGAGGCGAGGACGAGAGCCAAACUGGCGAAGGAGGGCGGCGCUAUCGAGAGGGUGAGCCAGCCAUCAGUGAGAGCUGUCGCAAGCCACCUCUCUUGAAGGAUGUUGCGGAGUUCUAGUGAAGUUCUCCGUACCUUCUCCUGUUGUGUCUGCGUGGCUGCAGGGUUGGAAGCAGGGACCCGUCGGGGAUAGGGAUGUCGAGGUCAGUGGCCCUGCAGACAGGCAGACACGCAGGCAGCUGACCGCGCAGGUUUCACUGGUCUGUCUCUCAUUGCGUGCUGUCUGCUGGUCGCUGUGUGCAGGGGGCGCUACAUGAUUUGUAUUGGCUGCGUGUGGAGGGCAAGUUGGGGGGAGGCGGCCAAGGCCAGAUAUGGCGGCUCGAGGGGGGCAAGGUGGCGAAGGCUCUCGACACGGAGCACUCCAUCGGCGGAGUAGGCAUCACUUGCACUCCAUCGCUCUUGAUACGGGUAGGUUCCCAUGACCGAUGGACAUUUGGGAUUGUCGUAUCUCUCUCUUUGUCUCCGUCGCUGCUAUCUGGCAGUGGUCACAUUGCUGCGGAUGGCUGGGGUUGACCAAGCCAAGGCUUCGCAGAUCGCCGCUUCCACGGUACGAGAGGACCAAUGAAAUAUAUCGUCACAGACGGGCAUUCAGCCUAACGGCCUCCCUCUCUGCUUUGCCUCUCAUUCCAAUGCAGCCGACGUAGGAGUCCAUCCGCCGGGCCCUGCUGCCCUUCAGUCCCCCUGCUGGCCUUGUCAGUUUCAUCGCCGCCCUGUGCAAUGGCGCAUCCGCUGAGCAGGUCAGUCAGUCAACAGACACACAACUCCACCUUCCCAUGCCUUGUCAUUCCAUCUCUUGGUCAUGCAGGCCCUCAAGCAUGAGUGGUUGACCCCACCACCGCCUGCUGCCAUGCACAUGCCCCGACCAGUCGCUGCCGGUGAGUGGGCAAGGGACACUACUCAUCCAGUCUAUUGCCAUUGAUUCUCUCCUGCCCUUCACAGCCCCACCACCGCCACCGCUCAUCAUGCCGCCUCCAGCACCACCUCCUGCCCCGCCACCCACCCCAAUCCCGGCCCGCUGAUGCCUGCCUGCAACCAUGUCGUCCCUUGUGAGUUCCGCUUCCAAGAAGGGAAGGCCCGACGGACCGACACGGGCACAGGCAAGCUGAGGUGGCCGGGGAGGGGGAGGGGGAGGGACGCCAAGAGAGGACGGCGUGAGUUUGGAAUGUUUGGUGGUUUGAUCGAGUGGUUGAAUCGUUGAAGAGAGUCGAUGCGAAGCUUGAGGGGGAAAGGGUUGUUGCAUGACGGAUGAUGAGAGAUCCUGUCUGUCUGUUUGACUUGGGUGCCAUGAAUGGCUGUGAGACACUG